Messenger RNA from Verticillium nonalfalfae, 1305 nucleotides. RefSeq lists its product as uncharacterized. NCBI's taxonomy places the organism in Eukaryota, Fungi, Ascomycota, Sordariomycetes, Glomerellales, Plectosphaerellaceae. The record is from RefSeq and is a predicted model, not a curated record. The transcript has 5 exons. Bases 1 to 1305 code for a protein of 434 amino acids.
AUGCGAGACGGCAAAAACAAAGGAGUUCCUAUGGCCAAGCGACAGAAAACGAGUGACACACGAACUCCUGUUACCCAAGAUAAACCGGCUCCCUUAAACGAUCAGCCUUGCGCCGCCGACAGCAGUCAUACACCCAACGGUAGCGAGGUGAUCGCACGCGCAGCGAUAUCGCCGUCUCCUCCCAUCAUAUUUUCGGAGAAGGAGUUGAUUCCGUCUACCUCAACUACCGUGAAGGGACUGGGUGCCUCAUCGUAUUGCUCUUUCCCUCGCAAGCUUCCACAAGGCCCGGGAGUCGUUGCUUACAAGAGGCACAUGAACUAUUUCAAAGUUCUCCUCAGAACCCCUGGCUCACUUGGCUUGGCUACAUUUGGCCUUGGGCUUCCUGGCGACCUAAUAGGACGCCUUGACGAAGACAACCUGAAAUUCGUCUACGCCAGGACAUCGUCCGAGAACACACGUCAUACUUUGCAGAUGAAGCUAUAUAGCCAACCUUGUCUGUCUCUCAUCGAACCUGCCUCAAAGAGCUUCCUCGACUUGGGCGCGGGGAGCGGCGUCUGGGCCUCUGACGAGCCUACGCCUAUGCCACCGAACCUUCACUUCGUCGACAUGAAUAUUGUCCAUGGCCCUCCGGUCGGAUCUCGAGCCACAUCGGACGACCUGGUGGACAUGAUACGGGUCAGCCACGCUAUCGCUCAAGUCACAGACCGGAACUAUCUCCUUGAUACUUGCUACUCGGCCCUCAACAACGGGGGUUAUCUAGAAAUUCAAGCCUUCGAACCCAUAGUCCGGAAGCGAGACGAGCCGGAGAACUUUGAUCAUCCACUGAAUAUUUUCUUCCGACUUCUCUGCAAGGAGACUCUGCCGGAUCUCAAGGCUGUUCAUCCUGUGGAGGACCUGGUAGAUGCGCUAGGUACCGCUGGUUUCACCGAAGUUGAAGUCAUGACCCAAUUGGUACCUAUUGGCCAACAACAGGAUAUGAGCUGGUUGAAGAGAAAAGUGGCCGGAGCUCUCUUUCGCCAGGUCCUUCACAGUUACAUCUCUCACAUUGACCGCACCAAGUUCACCCUUCGUGGUCUCAACGAUGAACAGAUCGAUGCCCUGAUUCAAAUGACCAGAUACGCUAUCAACGCCAAAGACAACCGGUAUUAUAUGCGCCUGGUCUUCGUGUCGGGCAAGAAGGAAUCUCGUGACUACGAUGAUGGGACCACAAAGUUGGAGUCCAGUUCCGAAGCAAAUGAAUCUGUAGAACUGGUAAUCGGUGGAGGCCCUGAUUUUUCCAGAACGGAUCCCGAAAGCCCCCUUUGA